UGUAAUGUCUGUCCCUAGCCCACAUGCUUGCCUAACAAGAUCUGGACAGGAGGUUCAUAGAUGAAGAGGGUGACCUAUGCAAGUAUGUGAUCAUGGGGACAAGGCACCAUUGGCUACUGGGGGAGAAGUACUGUAAGGAACAGGUUUGCUGCACUGGAAAUCUGAGAAGAAACUGGUAGAAACAGAAGAUAAAAACGAUUCCCUUAAGAGAAGGAAGAGAUGAUGGAAAUAGUCAGACUGGAGCUUAAGAAGAUAUAAGGAUAAAUGUGCAGGUGAUCAUACAAAAGAACACAAAGAGGGCCAAAAGGAGGACUUGUGAUUCAUGCCAACACCAGUAAGGAAGAGGCCUCUUGGGAACUUUUGUUGAAGAAUUACCAGGCUUAUCACCAGACCAGAACCAGAAAUUAGCAGGUUCUGCUACUUACUAGAAGUAAGGAUACUGAGACUUGGACCUGAAGCUUAAAGGAAUCUUGAUAAGAUGAGAAAAGAAUCCUUCGUGCUUCGUGUUAGGACAGUGGCAUCACAUGGCAAGAUUCUCAUUGGAACAGGAAAAGCCAGGCAACAGAGUUGAAGAAAGAGCAGAAUUCUUUUAGUCUCUGGAGAAAGGAAAGUGAAGACGUGAUAAGAUGAUGAUGAUCAACACAACUCAAGAAUUGGUGCCACGUGGAAGGUUUUCAGAUACUCAGCCAUUAGGAUGUAAUCACGGAAAAAAGUGUGUACCAGGGUGCUGCAUCACCCUAGGGUGCCUUGAGAUCCUUUCAGUUGUUCCACAGGGUGCUGUGUAAUGUUAGCUGUUAAGUGUGCACACUUGAUUUGCAAGAAAAACCCAAAGAUCUCAAAUAGGAAUCUAUAGUGUUAAAAAUAUUCUGCCUUGUUGUCAUCUGAGUUCUUUGCAACAGAAACUUCUCAAUUUUUCUGUAAUUGAAAAACCUGGUAAAAACUAAGAGCUGGCAUUUCUGGGCAUGCCAUAAAUAAUAAUUGGUACAAGUGACUGCAGUAGAGUUUGGAUUCUAUUGUUAGGCCAGUUUUGUACCAGGACAACUCACUGACUACAACAGUUACACAGCAGUGUAGGUAAAAACAGAAUCCAGCCCUCAGAUGGAGCACAUCCUGUUCAGCUUCUGUUUUCAAGCUUGUUUUGCCUUGCAUCUUCGAAUUUGCAUUUCCCACCUCUGAUUUGUUAAGAGAUUACUUCCCACUAGUUACAGUUCCUGUGGGGAAAUUCUAAAUGAGUUAUUUCUGACUCACCUGCUAUGCCUUUUGUUUCCUUCUAGUAAAGCUGUCUGGUCACAGAGCCUGCUUCCUUCCACUGAACGCACUCUGCCCAGAUUGUCUGGUACUUUUCACCACCAUCUUUCCUAUCUGAAUCUUAAGGAAGGGGUGUCUUGAGAGGAGGAACUCUGCUACCAGCCCAGCACUGUGCCUGUUCCAUUAAGACGCAAUGGCUGCUCCUCAGCCCUGUCCAUCAGCUCCUGGAGGCUACCCAGGCCCCUCUGCACCUCCUUCCUAUGAAGAGACAACAGGAAUUAAUGUUAAUUAUCCAUAUCCUUAUCCUAUGCCAGGACCUGGGCAUGGACCAGGCACAAAGGGUAUGAAUCCUCCUCCGUAUCCUACACAAGCUGUACCAGCUGCUAAUCCAAUUGCAGUUCAGACAGUGUAUGUGCAGCAACCAGUAACAUUUUACGACCGUCCAGUUCAGAUGUGCUGCCCUUCCUGUAACAAGAUGGUAGUGACACAUCUCUCACACAAUGCAGGAGCAUUGACCUGGUUGUCCUGUGGCAGCCUCUGCCUGCUGGGGUGUGUAGCUGGCUGCUGUUUUAUCCCUUUCUGCAUUGAUGCUCUCCAGGAUGUGGAUCACUAUUGUCCAAACUGUAAAGCUCUCCUUGGUACCUAUAAGCGUUUGUAGGCAAAAUAAAAUGUUGAGUAAAGAUGGAUGUUCAAGAUUGUUCAGCACCUUCACAAGCUGUUUCUAAACUUCAUGGAGAUCUCUGUAUGAUGCUGUGUGUUUUUUGUCAUGAAUCAGUCAAGAUGUAUGUCACUAGGUUGGUUUCAAUAUUAAGAAUGUGCUUGAGGACUUGGGUCUAGGAAGAAGGUAAAUAAUUUGUCACUUCACAGGGCACAUGCUCAUUUUGGCCCUUGUUGGUAGUGGUCAAAUGCCAUCCCUGCCUUGUUCGCUUCUGUAAAUUAAGUUGGUGAUGACAAUGCAGUUAUUCUUACCUAAUUAAUGUUGCACACUGUUACCUUUUGUUAGCAGAUUCAGCACAGAUGUGAAGGCACACCUGGCAAGAAGAGAGACUUACUCUUUUCUCCUUGGGUGGGAGAAAGCUUCUACAGAAGUGUUGUCUAUAGUCAUUCAUUCUUUAGCUAAAAAGGACUCUGAUCUCCAGUCUUGUCAAUCUGGCACCUUUUACAAGCACUAAAAUUCACUUUAAUUUUUGUUUAAAGUUGCCUUUAAGAGAGAGCCAAAGAAGUCUGAAGUUUUCCCUUCCCAUAGAUGUUUUACCAAAUAGAGACAGCUCAGACUAUUAUGCGAAAGGGUUUCUUAACCUGGCUUUUUCAUUAGUCAGAACUUUAUCGUGAUAGGUUUCUUGAUGGAAUUCAGUUAUACAUCUUAUGGAUUUUUUUACUGAGUUAUAAAUAUGGAAAUAUAUAUAUUUUUUUCUAAUAGUCAAGGGUCUAUCAACAUUUCUAUAUCAGUAUGAUCUUUCCUUUUAUAAUUAUGUGAGCCAAAUGGUAGAUCCUGAACAAACCUCAAUCUUUUGCUAAUUGUGUAUAGCAUGUAUUCCACCUGUAAAGCUGUAAAAUCAAAUCCAAAUGUAAUCAUUUUUUCUACUUGGUAGUCUGAUAGCCAUAUCUUUCCAUUUAGAAGAUAACUUUUGUAUGAAGGAGUUUUUCAGAGUAUUAGAUAUAAUUUGUACACUGAUUGUUUGCAAUGAAAGAUGGGUUUCUGAAAUCAAAAUAAAACUUGAGUAAAGGUGUUAAGAUGCUGGUUACAAGCUCUGAGGGACAAGUCUCUGAUGCUUCUAGCAAUUUAUGCUUGAAACUCCAAACUAUCAUCUGAUCCUUGUUUAAAAUAGAGUAUGCUUUGAUAAGGAAGGUUCAAAUGUGUCUUGUCUUGAUUGGAUUGAAUGAUGCCUUAGUAAAGUCUGUUAGGAGUGUAAAUAUAGGCUAUGGUUCUAAAGCUGUGUUAAUCUAUAUAAGCAAUAAAUAUUAUAACUAUAUUCCUUAAACUGUGCCUUUUUAUAAAUAGUUGGAAUAUGGCUAACUUUGAAAACACUUCAGCGUAAUGUUGAAAACAGUGGCUGCUAGAUAGACUAAGGAUACAAAUAUGUAUAUACAGCUGAUGCAUUACUUACUUUUGCUAAAUUGAUGCUUUUUUGUUUCAGGUUUUUUUUAAUGUUUAAUAAGAGCUUUUUUCAAUGUUACAAGUUUCAGAUCUGAUAUAUAGCUGUACCAUGAGAAUUUACAAUCGUGGCUACCACCUGGCAACACAAAAUGGUAUUCUCUGGUGGAUUUAUCUAAUUCUGUCAUUAUGGUUUAAUUUGCUGCUGUUUCAAUUUACUACUAGACAAUCACCAUCCUUUCCAAAAAUCUACUCUUGAUAAUUGGUCACUACUGGAUACUUUUGCCACUUUUUGCAGUGGUAGCUUGGUAUGAUAAACUAACCAGAGAUUACUAUGAUGAAGUAUAAAACAGUAUGAGUCUUUAAAUACUUCACAGUGCACUUACAAGGUGAACUCUCACAAAUACACCAUCUGUGAGUAUAAGUUACCUUCAGUCAAUAAAGCUCAAGCUUGAUGAACAGAGCAGUAGACAGUAGUGGCAAGAGCCCUAGAUUGGGAUUACUUCUGUGGAAACAAGAAUGAGAAGUUAUCAUUAUCAUAGAGAAGGAAGGCCAGAAGGGACCUCAAGAGAUCAUCUAGUCCCACCAGGGAUUGAACCUGCUAUUUUGGUAUUAUUAGUACCACACUCUAACCAUAAGGGAAGUGUUUACAUUCUGCAAGGUGUAAAGGCUGCUUUCUGCAUUGCCAUUUGAGUGUUGUGAAGUUAAUUUUUUUCACAUGGCUAUUUCCAGUGUGUGCUGCAUCAUGAUGUGCAGUGUUUCAGGGGGGUUGUUUGUAUAUUUUUUGCAACAGAAUGCCUUUCAAAAGAUCAGAUAAGAUCAAUGAAUGUUUCAUAGUGUGUUACCUACACUGACCUCUGCAAAUAUUUGUCCUUAUUUUGAAUAUUUUCACAUUUUUUAAAAUGUUUUUUCUAUAUUAGUAUUGGGGAUACUUUAAUCAGUGGGUCUCAUUUUGCAAUUUUAUACCAAUGUACACUAACAGAGCAUGAAGUGGUAUAAUAGUACAAGCCAGACUGUUCUGUGUGACAUCCCACUGAACUCAUCUGCAGUUAAGAUGUCAGCGCCUUGGAGUGUUCUGCAGAAUAUGGGACCAGAGCUUUUGUUCAGUUUUAAAAAGUUUUAAAAUACUUGUAAAUCUGGUAGUGCAGAGGUCAAGGUAUCGGGUGAUAAAUAGAGACUAACAUAACAUGCAUAUUGGUUGCCUCAUGGCAAAGCAUUAUGUUUUUAUUCUGUUUAUGAACCAGAAAAUCCUUGUUUAGCUCACAGUUUGAGAGAGAGAGAAAUGGUGAAACGAAUGACAUUUCUUAGCUUUGACAUUCGCUUGUAUCACAAGAGGAGGUAUUAAUUUGCACCUCUAAGGUUGCUCCUUUCCACAAGUCUAACAGUUACUCACUUCUUGAAAAUGUAAGUUUGCUCCACCCUUCAAAGUGACAUCAUGGAAAAUCUGAGUUGAUAGCAGAACAGUAUUUUCAUAACUUGCCAGGCAAGGAGUUUGGUGGUUUUCUUUAUGAUACGUUGCAUUUUCUUUGUUUUGUCGUGGAAGCAGAAUAAGACUCAUGGAGUGGAUGAAUCCUUUCAAAUGUUGCAUAAACUUGUUAAAUCACCUGCAGACACCAUCUUACUAUCCAUUAAAUAUUCCUACUUUGAGCUUUUUUCUUUGAAAAAGUAUGUUUCUUGUGUAAAGUUGAAAUGGCAACAGAACAGACCAAGAAAAUAUUCAUUGUCAAAAUCAGCAUAACAAAGACAUGCAGGAGGUAUUUUACUACAUGUGAACAUCUUUGUUAGUUACUGUCUGCUUUUUAUACUGAAUAUAUUUAAAAUAAAAUCUUUUCUUUUUUGUA
Molecule: messenger RNA, 5184 nt
Organism: Alligator sinensis (Chinese alligator)
Lineage: Eukaryota; Metazoa; Chordata; Crocodylia; Alligatoridae
Gene: LITAF
Product: lipopolysaccharide induced TNF factor
Exons: 5
Coding region: 1442-1906 (154 amino acids)
Biological process (GO): regulation of cytokine production
Molecular function (GO): zinc ion binding
Source: RefSeq, a predicted model, not a curated record